UUUAUAGGACGUUGCAAAAUAGACACAUACAUUGAACGAUUUUGUCCCAAAAACACAUAUCGCAAAGAUGAGCAUGCCGUCGAAAACUCUUUUUUGGUUGUUGUUCAUGAUUAGCUUUGUAUCUUUGUUGUCUGAGCCGUGUUGUUAUGCUGCUUCAGACAAAGAUAUGAUUAUUGAAGUGUGCAAGAACACGACUUAUCCAGAUUUCUGCAUUGGAACCCUCAGAUCAGAUCCUCGGAGUGUAGGAGCUGACAAAAAAGGUCUCGUUCAAAUCAUUACUGAUAAAGCAUUGACAAAAGGGAAAGAGAAUUUCGCGCUGGUUAAGAAACUGCUUGGCCGUGCCACCGAUCAAAAGGACAAAGGGCCCCUCACAAUUUGCUUCCAAAGGUAUGAUUUGGUCGUCAAUAGGAAUGUUAUUGACGUCAUAAAUGAAUUGAACAAGAAUAAUUUUUUUAGUGCUUCAAUCAUGAGCUCUGCUAGCGUUGAUGAUAUUCAAGAUUGCGUAGAUGCAUUGGCUGGGGCAGGAUUGAAAUCACCCUUGACAAGCCAAAACAAAUACGUGCAAGAUUUGUGUAACUUAUCAGUCGAUAUUUUGUUUACAUUAAUUCCAAAGUAA
Messenger RNA from Oldenlandia corymbosa var. corymbosa, 616 nucleotides. The record is from the annotation of a GenBank genome assembly. Lineage: Eukaryota; Viridiplantae; Streptophyta; Magnoliopsida; Gentianales; Rubiaceae.